CCAGAGGGACGCUUUCUCCUUAGCAACCAGGGCUGCUCCCACCAUGGCAGAGGAAGAGGGUACUGCUGCAGCCACGGAGAAAGUUAGCCGGAUCCAGAGGGUGUUUAUAAACCUGCUGGAUUCCUACAGCAGCGGGAACAUCGGGAAGUUUCUGUCUAACUGCGUCGUUGGGGCUUCCCUUGAAGAAAUUACGGAAGAAGAGGAAGAAGACGAAGAAAAUAAGUCAGCCCUGCCGGAAGCCUCAUCAGUCAGACUUAAGGAAGGCACCUUCCAGAUUGUGGGCACACUCUCCAAGCUCGAAAGUGUUCAGCCUGACUUUGCCAUGGAGACAUACACUACCAUCUCUCGAGAAGACCUUCUCAUGCGCCUCCUGGAGUGUGACGUCAUUAUUUAUAACAUCUCCGAGAAUGCACAGCAAGCAGAGGAGGCCAUCUGGGCAGUGUCUGCCCUGAAUGAAGAAGUCAGCCACUUUGAGAAGCGCAAGGUAUUUAUUUUAGUCUCCACCGUGAUGACCUGGGCACGAUCCAAACCCCUGGACCCUGAUGAUUCUGAGAUUCCAUUUACUGAAGAGGAUUAUCGAAGAAGAAAACACCAUCCAAAUUUUCUGGACCACAUAAAUGCUGAAAAAAUGGUUCUCAAGUUUGGAAAGAAUACAAAAAAAUUCACAACUUACGUGGUUGCUGCUGGACUUCAGUAUGGAGUGGAAGGAGGCAUCUUACAUUAUUUUUUUAAGAUAGCUUGGUUGGGUGAGGUUCCUGCCAUACCGGUGUUUGGAGAUGGAACAAAUGUCAUUCCAGCCAUUCAUGUUCUUGAUCUAGCAGGAGUGAUACAGAACAUCAUAGACCACGUGCCAAAGCUCCAUUACCUGGUUGCUGUGGACGAGUCUGUCCACACCCUGGAAGACUUGGUCAAGUGCAUCAGUAAAAAUACUGGCCCUGGGAAAAUCCAGAAAAUACCCAAAGAAAAUGCUUUCCUAACCAAGGACUUAACACAAGAGUGUCUUGACCAUUUACUGGUGAAUUUGAGAAUGGAAGCCCUUUUUGUGAAGGAGAAUUUUAACAUUCGGUGGGUUGCCCAAACAGGAUUUGUGGAAAAUAUCAACAAUAUCCUCAAAGAGUACAAGCAAAGCAGAGGAUUACUGCCGAUCAAGAUCUGCAUUCUGGGUCCUCCCGCUGUGGGGAAGUCCAGUAUCGCCGAAGCCUUGGCCAAGCACUACAAGCUGCAUCACAUUAAACUGAAGGAUGUCAUCUCCGAAGCCAUAGCGAGACUGGAGGCGAUUGUCACACCUAAGGAUGAAGGGGAAGAUGAAGAAGAAGGGGAGGAGGAGGAAGAGGAGAAUGUGGAAGAUGCCCAGGAGCUCUUGGAUGGCAUCAAGGAGAGCAUGGAACAAAAUGCAGGCCAACUAGAAGAUCAAUAUGUAAUUAGAUUUAUCAAAGAAAAGGUGAAAUCGAUGCCUUGCAGGAAUCAAGGUUAUAUUUUGGAUGGAUUCCCAAAGACCUAUGAUCAAGCUAAAGACCUGUUCAAUCAAGAAGACGAGGAAGAAGAAGAAGAAGUCAGAGGCAAAAUGUUCCCCUUUGAUAAACUAAUCAUACCUGAGUUCGUUUGUGUGCUCGACGCCUCUGAUGAGUUCCUGAAGGAGCGGGUGAUGAACCUCCCCGAGAGCGUCGUGGCGGGAACCCACUACAGCCAGGACCGCUUCCUCCGGGCUCUGAGCAACUACCGGGACCUCAAUACCGAGGAUGAGACUGUCAUCAACUAUUUCGAUGAGAUUGAAAUCCACCCGAUACAUAUUGAUGUAGGAAAACUUGAAGACCCUCAAAACAGACUUGCCAUCAAACAGCUCAUCAAAGAGAUUGGGGAGCCUCGAAAUUAUGGCCUAACGGAAGAAGAGAAGGCAGAGGAGGAGCGGAGGGCUGCAGAGGAGAGGCUGGCCAAGGAGGCCAUGGAGGAGGCGGAACGGGAGCACAGGGAAGCCGUGGAGCUGGCGGAGAAGAUCGCCCGCUGGGAGGAGUGGAAUAAGCGACUAGAGGAAGUAAAAAGAGAAGAAAGAGAACUACUAGAGGCCCAGUCUAUUCCCCUGAGAAACUAUUUAAUGACCCAUGUGAUGCCAACCCUGAUGCAGGGUCUGAAUGAGUGUUGUAAGGUCAGACCGGAUGAUCCCGUUGAUUUUCUGGCAGAAUAUCUCUUCAAGAACAAUCCUGAAACGCAGUGAAAAUUUAAAGAUUGGGUGUGAUACACCUUUAGAGUUAGAGAUGAGGUUAAAAUUGUGAUUUGGAAUUCUGCUUGAAAAAAAAUACUUUUCCAGUUUUUGGAAAAUUCUUUGUUUUCUCCCUAAGUAAAUACUUUAUUUUUUCUUAAUACUUUAAAAUUUUGGGGGGCCAGUACUUUAUUAAGUAGAAUCAUUAUAAAAAGCUGAUGACAAUGAGUGACUUUGUUAAAGAACUGUAUUUUAAAGGUAAAUUGAUGAAGUAUCUGUGUAUAGUUCAUAGGACAAAUAUUGAUAUAACAUUUCAUUCUUAGUCAAAGUGUUCUGCACACUUGGAUUUACAGUAAUUUAUAGCAUGAAGAGAAUCAGACUGUAUAUUAUUUGAACACGUAGGCUAAUGACUUUACAUAGUUUGCUAUUGCCCUAGUGCCAAUGGUGUCAGAAAGAAAUGACAAUGGUUUAUGCUUUGGUGACUCACGCUAAGUCAGAUGUCAUUGGUUUCCAGGGGUAAAUUUUUGAGUUCAGGGUAUCUUAAGCAAUGAGUCAUAGAGAGAAUUAUAAACCUUUUGGUAGAAAAAAAUACCAUAACAAUAAAUAAUCCUAGUAUUUGUGGUAAUUAAAAGUUAAAUAUUUUCAACAAACUUUAUAAUAUAGCCAUAAGCAUUCAAUCCCUACGGUCUUUUCCAGCUUGAAAAAUCCCAUAAUUCCCAGAAUUAUAUACUAUGAGAAGUUAUACUGAAUGAGAAAUGUAUUAAAAUAUAUUUCACCUUGGGGCACCUAGGUGGCUCAGUCCAUUAA
Messenger RNA from Mustela erminea (ermine), 3004 nucleotides. RefSeq names its product adenylate kinase 7 (gene AK7). NCBI's taxonomy places the organism in Eukaryota, Metazoa, Chordata, Mammalia, Carnivora, Mustelidae. The coding region runs from base 44 to 2212 and encodes 722 amino acids. Gene Ontology annotation, biological process: nucleobase-containing compound metabolic process. The transcript is spliced from 18 exons. Gene Ontology annotation, molecular function: ATP binding; AMP kinase activity. Gene Ontology annotation, cellular component: cytoplasm. The record is from RefSeq and is a predicted model, not a curated record.